Molecule: messenger RNA, 738 nt
Organism: Lachnellula hyalina
Lineage: Eukaryota; Fungi; Ascomycota; Leotiomycetes; Helotiales; Lachnaceae
Gene: Dpm1
Product: Dolichol-phosphate mannosyltransferase subunit
Exons: 2
Coding region: 1-738 (245 amino acids)
Biological process (GO): protein O-linked glycosylation via mannose; GPI anchor biosynthetic process
Cellular component (GO): endoplasmic reticulum membrane
Molecular function (GO): dolichyl-phosphate beta-D-mannosyltransferase activity
Source: RefSeq, a predicted model, not a curated record
AUGGCUCCCACGACCAAAGACAAAUACUCCAUCAUCCUCCCUACAUACAACGAGCGCCGCAAUCUGCCCAUCAUUACAUGGUUGCUCAACCGCACCUUCACCGAGCAAAACCUCGACUGGGAACUCAUCAUCGUUGACGACGGCAGCCCCGAUGGCACCCAAAUCGUCGCAAACCAACUCGCGAAAGCCUACAGCCCACACGUCCUCCUGAAAGCGCGCGCUGGAAAGCUGGGCUUGGGAACAGCAUACGUACACGGCCUGCAGUUCGUGAGUGGCAACUAUGUCAUAAUCAUGGAUGCGGAUUUCUCCCACCACCCGAAAUUCAUCUCGCAGAUGAUCGCGAAGCAAAAGACGCUCCCGACGAACGGCGGCUAUGAUAUCGUAACCGGUACACGGUAUGCUGGAGAUGGAGGCGUAUACGGAUGGGAUUUGAAGCGGAAGCUGGUUUCGAGGGGAGCAAACCUUUUCGCGGAUACGGUGCUUCGACCUGGUGUUAGUGAUUUGACUGGCAGUUUCCGGUUGUAUAAGAGGGCUGUUUUGCAGAAAGUCAUCGAGAGUACGGAGAGUAAGGGAUACACAUUUCAGAUGGAGAUGAUGGUUCGGGCAAAGGCGAUGGGCUGUACGGUUGCGGAGGUCCCGAUCACGUUUGUGGAUCGUCUCUACGGUGAUUCGAAAUUAGGCUCUCAGGAGGUGGCCGAAUAUGCUAUGGGGGUUUUGAGAUUGUGGAUGAAGGUUUAG